This is a messenger RNA of Halichondria panicea, 687 nucleotides long. RefSeq lists its product as uncharacterized. NCBI's taxonomy places the organism in Eukaryota, Metazoa, Porifera, Demospongiae, Suberitida, Halichondriidae. The coding region runs from base 1 to 687 and encodes 228 amino acids. The record is from RefSeq and is a predicted model, not a curated record. The transcript is spliced from 2 exons.
AUGUUUCCAUCAACACUAACAGUUCCACCCUCUCUACUAGCCCUACCAGUCAGCCUGCUGCCCCCUACCAAUCAGCCUGCUGCCGACUCUAACAGUGCCCCGACACAGGAAAAUGUUUCCAUCAACACUAACAGUUCCACCCUCUCUACUAGCCCUACCAGUCAGCCUGCUGCCGACUCUAACAGUGCCCCGACACAGGAAAAUGUUCCCAUCAACACUAACAGUUCCACCCUCUCUACUAGCCCUACCAGUCAGCCUGCUGCCGUCUCUAACAGUGCCCCGACACAGGAAAACGUUCCCAUCAACACUAACAGUUCCACCCUCUCUACUAGCCCUACCAGUCAGCCUGCUGCCGACUCUAACAGUGCCCCGACACAGGAAAAUGUUCCCAUCAACACUAACAGUUCCACCCUCUCUACUAGCCCUACCAGUCAGCCUGCUGCCGACUCUAACAGUGCCCCGACACAGGAAAAUGUUCCCAUCAACACUAACAGUUCCACCCUCUCUACUAGCCCUACCAGUCAGCCUGCUGCUGCUGUCUCUAACAGUGCCCCGACACAGGAAAAUGUUCCCAUCAACACUAACAGUUCCACCCUCUCUAUACUAGCCCUACCAGUCAGCCUGCUGCUGCUGUCUCUAACAGUGCCCCGACACCGGCAACAGUUACUGUCUUCACUACCACCCUAA